Mesocricetus auratus (golden hamster) is the source of this 2041-nucleotide messenger RNA. It is a transcript of the gene Mocs3, whose product is annotated as molybdenum cofactor synthesis 3. The transcript has a single exon. The coding region runs from base 1 to 1431 and encodes 476 amino acids. Lineage: Eukaryota; Metazoa; Chordata; Mammalia; Rodentia; Cricetidae. Gene Ontology annotation, cellular component: cytoplasm; cytosol. Gene Ontology annotation, biological process: protein urmylation; tRNA wobble position uridine thiolation. The record is from RefSeq and is a predicted model, not a curated record. Gene Ontology annotation, molecular function: URM1 activating enzyme activity; adenylyltransferase activity; thiosulfate-cyanide sulfurtransferase activity.
AUGGGUCACCGGAAACGGAAGGCGCUUCCCCGCCCACUUCCGGAAGAGGCUGUCAUGGCGGCCCAGGAGGACGUAGCGGCCUUACGGGAUGAGAUCGCCCGGCGUGAGGAGGAGCUGGCCUCGCUGAAGCGGAGGCUGACCGCCGCCCUGGCGUCUGAGCCGGAGCCCGAGCGUCCGAUCCCGUUGUCGCCGCUGCCCCCCAAGGCCGCGCUGUCGCGGGACGAGAUCCUGCGCUACAGCCGCCAGCUGCUGCUGCCGGAGCUGGGCGUGCGCGGUCAGCUGCGCCUGGCCGCCGCCUCGGUGCUGGUGGUGGGCUGCGGCGGGCUGGGCUGCCCGCUGGCGCAGUACCUGGCGGCGGCCGGCGUGGGCCGCCUGGGCCUGGUGGACCACGACGUGGUGGAGACGAGCAACCUCGCCCGCCAGGUGCUGCACGGCGAGGCGCUGGCCGGCCACGCCAAGGCUCUGUCGGCGGCCGCCGCGCUGCGCCGCCUCAACUCGGCCGUGGAGUGCGUGCCGUACGCGCGCGCGCUCAGCGAGGCGUGGGCGCUCGAGCUGGUCCGCGCCUACGACGUGGUGGCCGACUGCUCCGACAACGCGCCCACGCGCUACCUGGUGAACGACGCGUGCGUGCUGGCGGGCCGGCCGCUGGUGUCGGCCAGCGCGCUGCGCUUCGAGGGCCAGAUGACCGUCUACCACCACGACGGCGGGCCCUGCUACCGCUGCGUCUUCCCGCGGCCGCCCCCGGCCGAGACGGUGACCAACUGCGCGGACGGCGGCGUGCUCGGCGUGGUGCCCGGCGUGCUGGGCUGCGUGCAGGCGCUCGAGGUGCUCAAGAUCGCCGCGGGGCUCGGGACGUCCUACAGCGGCAGCCUGCUGCUCUUCGACGGCCUCGGAGGCCACUUCCGCCGCAUCCGGCUGCGGCGCCGGCGGCCUGACUGCGCCGUGUGCGGCCAGCAGCCCACCGUGACCCGCCUGCAGGACUACGAGGCCUUCUGCGGCUCCUCGGCCACCGACAAGUGCCGUGCCUUGAAGCUCCUGAGCCCCGAGGAGCGGGUUUCCGUGACCGAUUACAAGCGGCUCCUGGACUGCGGAGCGCCCCACGUGCUGCUGGACGUCCGGCCUCAAGUGGAGGUGGACAUCUGCCGUCUGCCGCACGCCCUCCACAUCCCUUUGAACAAGCUAGAACGCAGGGAUGCGGACAGCCUGAAGCUCUUAGGGGAUGCCCUCCGGGAAGAGAAGCGCAAUUCGCAGGAAGGGGCUGAUCUCUCUGUGUUUGUGAUUUGCAAACUGGGGAAUGACUCCCAAAAAGCCGUGAGGGUCCUGCAGUCCUUAACGGCAGUGCCAGAGCUAGACUCUUUAACGGUCCAGGAUAUUGUAGGGGGGCUCAUGGCCUGGGCCACCAAAAUUGAUGAGACAUUUCCACAGUACUGAGGGGACAGCCUGCCAUCCGAGCGGAUCCAUUAAUUCGCACCUUUUCAGUAAUGUAGGAAGAUACUGGUCCCGCAGUCUCGGAACAAAUGAAGUCUUUUUGCAAGGAGCUUUUUGAGAACACAGGAUAAAAUUGCUUCUGGAGCUGCCUUGUGUUUUGGGGACUUGUCAAGUACCUUCAACAUAGGACGUGGAAUCUGACAGGAGUUUUGUUCCAAUCAGAAUGCUCUCUAGGCCAUCCAUUUUAUACCUGGAUUCUUCACAGGUGGCACACUUGCAUUCAGCCCGUUUUUAAUUAAGGUGUUCUUUGGGAGGUUGGAGAAAUGCCUUAGCACUGCCCCCCACCCCCACCCCGUUUUGACUUUGAGUUCUCCUGUGUUGGCUCUCCCCCAGCACCAGGCAGGUCUUCUACACAGACAUACAUGCAGGCAAAAACACCCAAAAAAGAUACUGAGUCUUACUUCUACUUAACAUGAUAGGAUGUAUACCUUAGAGAUACAUAGCUGCAGAAUGUUUUCAUUGUCUGGAAAUUGGUCGUUCUAGAACCUGUUAUGAAUGUCAGUGCAGUCUUGACAGCAAAAUAAAGGAAACUGUGGGCCAUCAGCUUCCCUCA